CUGUUUAUCUGCAAUUGAGUGGCUGAUCCGACAGUAAAUAAAAAUUUGAGUUAAAAUUGAGUCGCACAGUUAUUGCAAAUACUUCAUAGUACUUCAUAGCAAUCAAAAAACACGCCCAACGAUGGCGAACCGCGCGCCCAUGCUGAGAAUCGGGCAGCAAGAUCUAAAGUGUCGACAGGGCUGUGGCUUCUACGGCAACACACAGUUCGAUGGACUCUGCUCGAAAUGUUUUCGCGAGCGCAACGAUAAGCAGCGCAAAAGGCAAAAAGCUGGCGAGGAUCAUGAAACAUUAAAAGUGAAUGCCAGUUCCGCUGGCGGAACUUUAGAGCGCAAAUCGCCGCAGCAUUCGCUCUCACUGGGUCGGGCAAAUAAAACAAAGAAGCAACCAGAGAAAGAGGAGACGCCAGCAGCAUCCAGCACAAUGCCCAGAAAAAAGUUCACUGUUCCGGCAGUGCUACAAAAGACGCUGAAAAACAAAUUCCCAGCUAUUGCACCACAGCCCCGUGUGCCAAGUGCCACCGAGAGCCAAUUUAUGUUGCAGCUGCGGCAACUGCGGAUCCCGGACGAUGGCAAACGGAAGCUAAAAUCCGAAAUUCAGCGGCUGGAUCAUGAGAUACGAAAAUACAUGAACAACAACAGCAGCAAGAACGUAGACGAGCUCUCCGAUCUCGUGCAAAACGCCUACACCAGAUUCGCGGAUGUUGUGCACAACGAUGCACGCUUUGAGAUUGCUACCAACGAGGAUCGAGAUAUUGCCAUUGACUUUUUUGAAAAAGUUGUAAUGACACAGAAUCACAAUUUGCUAUUUAGUCCGUACUUCACCACAGACGAAGAAAGCGAUAUCAAAGUGCAAAAGCGCAUACGUCAAUUAAGUUGGAUAACGACCAAACAUCUGGACUGCAGUAUUGACGAAGUGAAUGCAGAGGCACGUGACCUGGUCUACAAUGCCAUAUCGGAACUGGUGGGAAUCGACUCGUAUUACUCGCCGCAGGAGAAGCUCCUGUGCACUGUCCGCUGCUGUCGUCACAUAUUUGAGUUAUUAAAACGUGCCACGGGCGGACCAGCUAGUGCCGAUGACUUCUUGCCGGCUCUAAUUUUUGUGGUGCUGAAAGCGAAUCCCGUCCGUCUGCAUAGCAAUCUCAACUUUGUCAAUCGUUUCACCAACGCCUCGCGCGUCAUGAGCGGCGAGGGUGGCUAUUAUUUUACCAAUCUCUGUUCAGCCAUUGCUUUCAUUGAGAAUCUAAAUGGUGAGAGCCUAGGCAUCAGCGCCGAGGAGUUUGAUGCAUAUAUGUCGGGCGAACAGACUUACAGUACACCGUGGGAGAGUGCGCUGCUGGCCUGUGAGAGUCUGCAUCUAAUCUCGGAGAAUAUGAAGUGCAUGGAGCAAUUACAGAAACGGAACUCUGUUAUAAGCACAGGCAUUAAGGAUUUUCAGCGCGAGCUUAUAGAGUUCCAGCGUGAGGUGACGGAAAAGGUGGAUACAGUCAUGGCCAAGGCACCGCUUACACUGCUGCCCAUUAAAACGCCACCGUUUCUCAUUAGCCAGGCGCGUGCUCAUUUAGCCCAGGAUGGCGUUGAAGCCGCUGCUGGUCACUAUCAGUCUAAUUUACUCAGUCUAAGUCCGCAAACAAUGACAGUUAAAGGAAAGGAACAGAUACUCGAGGAUUCUCAAUUGGAAGUCGCGCAUACAUUGGCCCUUAAGGAUACUAGCGUGGGCUCCGUGGGACGUCUGUCGCCUUUACAUCCGAAUUUACCGCAACCAGAUCAGCUGUUUGCUUCGCCCAUAUUUAGUUAUACACCCUUCGACGCAGUCUCGCUGCUGGAGGAAUCAUCUGAAAAUGACGACGUGUUGAUGUUGGGCACAGAAUUUCAUGGAGGCCUAACGAAUAUCAACUACGAUUUCGAUUUAUCUGAUCAGAGCGGCGAGAACAGCGUCGCAGAUGAGUCCAAGUUGAAUCUAGAUGAAUUUGAUCCGCUGGUGCAGGAGCGGAAUACCCCAGCUGAGACAACCUUAUUGGACACCACGGCCGAUAGUUUAAUAGACAGUGAUGUGCCAGUAUCAGAGGUACUCUUGCCGUCCCCCCUGAAACCAGAGGUGGCCAACUAUCGCGGCUUCUCAAAUUUUGAGAUUCCAAGCAUUUCCUGUAACACUGGCGACUUUAGUUCCCUCAAUCAAGAUGUUAACGAUCCUGUUCCGCUAGUUCAGAGCAACAAAUAAAUAUACUCUACGCUCGUGGCCAUCUAUAAAUAGCACAACUGCUAUUAUUUAUUUAUAUUGAUAAUAGCGAUAUUUUUAGGAUAUAUAAUAAACAA
Drosophila hydei is the source of this 2313-nucleotide messenger RNA. It is a transcript of the gene Rabex-5, whose product is annotated as rab5 GDP/GTP exchange factor. The record is from RefSeq and is a predicted model, not a curated record. The transcript is spliced from 3 exons. Gene Ontology annotation, cellular component: endocytic vesicle; cytosol. Gene Ontology annotation, biological process: vesicle-mediated transport. NCBI's taxonomy places the organism in Eukaryota, Metazoa, Arthropoda, Insecta, Diptera, Drosophilidae. The coding region runs from base 122 to 2218 and encodes 698 amino acids. Gene Ontology annotation, molecular function: zinc ion binding; guanyl-nucleotide exchange factor activity; small GTPase binding.